Messenger RNA from Saccharomycodes ludwigii, 1701 nucleotides. RefSeq lists its product as uncharacterized. Bases 1 to 1701 code for a protein of 566 amino acids. Gene Ontology annotation, cellular component: fungal-type cell wall. The transcript has a single exon. The record is from RefSeq and is a predicted model, not a curated record. Lineage: Eukaryota; Fungi; Ascomycota; Saccharomycetes; Saccharomycodales; Saccharomycodaceae. Gene Ontology annotation, biological process: fungal-type cell wall organization. Gene Ontology annotation, molecular function: structural constituent of cell wall.
AUGCAAUACAAAGUUUCUGCUAUUAUUGCUACUUUAGCUGCCAGCUCUAUGGCUGCUUAUGUUCCAAGCAAGGACAACUGGUCCACUUUAACUCCAAAUGCUACCUACACCGGUGGUGUUACUGAUUAUGCCUCCACUUUUGGGGUUGCUGUUGUUCCAAUUACCACAGGUUCCUAUGCCUCUUAUUAUGCUAGUUCUAGUUCAGCUAAGCCCACUUCUUCUACUAAGGCUAAGAGGGAUGUUCAAGCUGUUUCUCAAAUAGGCGACGGCCAAAUCCAAGCUACUACUGCUACAACUUCAGCUGCUAAAUCUACAGCCGCUGCUGUCUCUCAAAUAACUGAUGGUCAAGUUCAAGCUGCUACUACCACCACUACAGCUAAGUCUACAGCCGCUGCUGUUUCCCAAAUAACUGAUGGUCAAGUUCAAGCUGCUACCACCACCACCACCACAGCUAAAUCUACAGCUGCUAAAUCUACAGCCGCUGCUGUCUCUCAAAUAACUGAUGGUCAAGUUCAAGCUGCUACCACCACCACCACCACAGCUAAAUCUACUGCUGCCGCCGUUUCUCAAAUAACUGAUGGUCAAGUUCAAGCUGCUACCACCACCACCACUACAGCUAAGUCUACAGCCGCUGCUGUUUCCCAAAUAACCGAUGGUCAAGUUCAAGCUGCUACCACCACCACCACCUCUAUUGAAAAGACCAGUAUUGCUGUUGUCUCUCAAAUAACUGAUGGCCAAGUUCAAGCUUCUACAGGUAAAGCUACCUUGCAAGCUACUUUGGCUGUUGUUUCUCAAAUUGGUGAUGGUCAAGUCCAAGCCACCACCACCACCACAUCAGCUGCUAAGUCUACUGCCGCUGCUGUUUCUCAAAUCACUGAUGGUCAAGUUCAAGCCGCUACUACCACCACCACUGCUGCUAAGUCUACAGCCGCUGCUGUUUCCCAAAUCACUGAUGGUCAAGUUCAAGCCGCUACUACCACCACCACUGCUGCUAAGUCUACAGCCGCUGCUGUUUCCCAAAUCACUGAUGGUCAAGUUCAAGCUGCUACCACUACAGCUAAAUCUACUGCUGCUGCUGUUUCUCAAAUUAGCGAUGGUCAAGUUCAAGCUACCACUACUACCGCUAAAUCUACUGCCGCCGCUGCUUCUCAAAUCACAGAUGGUCAAGUUCAAGCUGCUACCACCACUGCUAAAUCUACAGCCGCUGCUGCCUCUCAAAUUACUGACGGUCAAGUCCAAGCCUCUACUAGAUCUACCACUACUUUAGCCCCAUCUAGCUCUGCUGCUGCUUCCACUGCUUCUGGUUCAGCUUCUGUCACCUCUUCUACUAGUUCCACUGCUUCUUCCACUGCUUCUUCUACCAACGAUGAAGCUGUUUCAUCUGACCCAGUUACUGCUGAAUCCUGUUUCAACAACGGUACUUUGUCUAUGACUUUGAAGGACAGUGUCUUGAGAGAUGGUAAGGGUAGAAUUGGUUCUAUCGUUGCUAACAGACAAUUCCAAUUUGAUGGCCCACCACCACAAGCUGGUGCCAUUUACGCUGAUGGUUGGUCUAUUACUCCAGAAGGUAAUUUGGCUAUUGGUACUGAAGAUGUUUUCUACCAAUGUUUGUCUGGUGACUUUUACAACUUGUACGAUGAAAACAUUGGUGACCAAUGUAAGCCAGUUUACUUGGAAGUUGUUGACUUGGUUAGUUGUUAG